CUCCGUACACUCAACACCACCCACCACCACUACUACUACCCUGCUUGCCACCCCCUUCCACCACCCUGCCGCCCUGCUACGCCAUUCAUCGCCCAAGACGCUCCGGUCAUCUCGUUGGGUGGUGACAUAAUAGUCAUGUCUCAGACGGAUGUGAAGAGCACAGGCAGUGGAGACCAGACUUUGUUGCCAGGGAUGGUGAGACAAGCCACUAUGGGGCCGAUGGGCGCUGCUGCUCGAGACCACCACAAUACCAUCAACUUGGAGGGCGCGGACGAGAAUGACAGUGGUAUCGGUGUGUGCGGGUGGAUCCUGACGGGGCUGUCAUGGGUGUUGGUUCUGGCUACUAUGCCCUUCUCCUUCUUCGUCUGUUUCAAGGUGGUACAGGAGUAUGAACGAGCAGUCAUCUUCAGGCUGGGGCGACUGUUACAGGGAGGCUCCAGAGGUCCAGGAAUCUUCUUCAUCUUGCCAUGCAUUGAGUCCUACUCAAAAGUAGACUUGAGGACCAGUGUAUUUGACGUUCCGCCCCAAGAGGUACUGACGAAGGACUCGGUGACGGUGAGUGUGGACGCCGUCGUGUACUACCGGGUGAGCAACGCGACAGUAAGCGUGGCCAACGUGGAAAACGCCCACCACUCCACGCGGCUCCUAGCACAGACUACGCUGAGAAACAUGCUAGGCACCAAGAACCUGCACGAGAUACUAGGAGACAGGGAAUCUAUCUCCAGUGACAUGCAGAACGCGCUGGACGACGCCACCGACAACUGGGGUAUCAAGGUAGAGCGGGUCGAGAUAAAAGAUGUCCGGCUACCCGUACAGCUACAGCGAGCUAUGGCGGCAGAAGCUGAGGCUGCGAGGGAGGCCAGAGCUAAGGUGAUCGCUGCUGAAGGAGAACAGAAGUCGUCCCGAGCCCUGAAAGAGGCCGCUGAGGUCCUCUCCCUCGCUCCAGCAGCACUCCAGCUUCGGUACCUCCAGACGCUAAACACAAUUUCUGCAGAGAAAAAUUCGACCAUCAUCUUUCCCCUGCCGAUCGACUUUCUACAGCACUUCAUGGGCAACAACAGGGAGUGACCACCACCACCAACCCUCAACAUGUGUUCCCUGAAUGCCUCUUUCUGAAACAUUUUUUAUACAUCUGCUAUAAAUAAAGCUCAUAGACUGUUGCCUAUACAGUAGUGAGGUAGAGUAUAGUUCAUAAAAAGAUAUAUUACAUGAUGACUAACACUAGAUUUGUGUUGCGGGAAUGGACGGACUAGUGAAGUUUGUUAGAUAUCUGGUGAGAGUGAGUCUGGAAACAUGACUGUAUAAUAAUGCCAGUGAAGCAUUAGUUUAUUUAUACAAUGGAACACUGGCCUAAAUUUUUACUGAGCCCCAUCGUUUCCUUUUCUUUCCUUCAAUCCAAACACUAUUUAAUUCCUAAAUUCCUUACCCUAAGCAAAUUUUUGCAGUAUGUAACAUUUAUUGGUUGUAAAGAUUUUGGCCAUUAUGAUUUUAAAUAAAUCAAGGAAUCAAGGUCGAGUUCCAGUUGUCACGUACCAUAAAAUAAACUCCUGCGGCGUGUUUGGUAUGGUCCCUCCUACUAUAUCUUCAUAGAAAACUUAUUUCUUCUGAACCUAUAGGGGGAAACUUCUUCAUUUGAGCGGAAAAAAUCAUAACACUGUGAUUUAUACUUUUUUCAUUUCACAUUUGGAUCAUAUAUGGAGAAUGUGGAUUGCGUCUCACCCAAGUAUCUUUUUAUAGCUGGAUAAGUCGGAGAAUAUCAUCAAUUACUUUAAAUCGUAAACACUUUCCCGCGAUGUGUUGUUCAUAGUAUAAUCACCAAACACUUGUACAAGAUGUACAUAUGCAUAUAAGAAUCCCAUCCAGUUAGUUAUAUAUUAUAGUCUAUCAUGUGAAAUAUAAGUUGAACAUUCUGAGAUGAAAUAGUACAAAUGUAACUUCCAUUUCUACUGUACAUGCACAUUAGAUAAUGGCUGAAUUGUAAUUUCAGAAUUUUGUUUCAAUUACUGAUAACUGUCAUAAUGACCUUCAUCAAAGGCUAAUUUAGUAAUAAUUUUAUCUUCAAUAGUAAUUAUUUUACUAUGAUUUUUUUCCCAUUUGAAAUUGUAACUGAAAACAUUUUCAUUGCCACUAUACUCUGGAACUAGAUGGGAGAUCAUUAUGAGAAGGUAAAUCUUGCUAGUAAACUUAUUGGAUUGCUAAGAAGAUCUGAGUACCCAGGUGAUCGUCUAGGGAACGUCCACAGAAGUGACACCAAAGUGGUAUUGGUACUCAAAUACCUUCAUUACCAGGAGAGCCUAUAUCGUUUACAGUUAACCAGGUUUUACUUCUAGAAGAGCUAAAAAUUACUUACAAUUGCAUAACCACUCAAUGGUCAAUGUGCCCUUCAGUGUGCAUAUUUAUAAAUUAACUAACGGCUGCUCUAGGUCACAGCUUCAAGUUACAGAAGCUACCAAAACGGAAAACUGUAAGUUGACUUCUUUUGGAGUAAAAGUUGUGAACAAGUGGAGUAAUCUGACCAAUACUGGCACAUGUUCAAAUGUAUUCAAAAACAUGUAAAUGUCCAGUUACUGUCAACAUUCAGUAAGCAGUAAAGUGACGAACAGGAUAACGUGGGGUUGAGAUCGUAUGAAAAGGCACUACACUAAUAAAAGUUUUGUAUCGAAUUGCGAAUUAAAGUAAGAUUAUCUUAAUCAGUGUUCAGAAUUUUGUAAAGCUGUCUUAAAAAAAAAGUAUAUGAAGUUAGAAAAAACUGUAGGCCAUGUAUGUUGGGGACUUGUAGACAAUAAACAUCAGCAGAGGAAACAAACAAACAUACUGGAUUUUCCCUAUAGCAGUUAUACUAUUUGAUGGUGUUUGAAUUAUUGUCCACACUGUAUUAGAUACAGGGCAUUGCUAUUUUUGUAUCCCUUUCUCACUCGUGAAAUUUUAAUACAGAAAGUCAGUUUCCUAAUUUUAUCGAAUUAAGCUACAUGUUCUGGAACACCUUGUUGUGUAUCUUUAAUGGAUUUUUAGGAUUGUUGAAAUUUGUUCUCAUAAAUUUUCCCAUUUUACAUGAUUAUUAAGCUCGUCGUGGAUAUUCUUUGGGGUAAAAGUGUAGGUUACAGCAACCAAAGAAUCUGAUAAAAAAAAUGUGUUACCUAACCUAACCUAACCUAAUGUAAUAUAAGAAAAUGAUCAUAGAAAAAAUAGUUCUAUUGAUUGAGUGGAGUGAAUUUCCGGAAUUCUGUGGUUGCUCUUUACUGCAAUAUUACCUUCUUUUGUCACUGAUAUGUUUAUUUUGUGUUUAAGUCCGUAUUAUUUCCACCAUACAAUUCCUCCAGUUGUACACCGUAAAGUUUAGCCUUCAGUUCACGACCCAAUUUACUUCUAUAGCUUUUCAGUAGCCAAUUUCCGUUGUGAUCAAGUCGUAUAUUAUUGAGUGAACAUCACCAUCAAAUAUAUUUCGUUCCAAUGUCUGUUUCUUGGUUGAGACCAUUCAUAAAAACAUAUACGUAUUUGUUUUUCUUCCGAAAGAUAUAUUACUUACUGCCGCUUGUCAUUCUUGUGAUGUGUUAAUAUGUACGAGUAUACAGUACAACACUUCGCCCCAUUCAUUGGAUAGCUACACCUGCUUAGUCUCAUUGCACUCUUGUAAAUAUGCAGUAAUCACUUUUUGUUUGUCGAUUUUUAUUCCAUACUUCUCCAGUUCCCCUUAAUAUUUAUAUUUAUGUAUUUACUUCAGUUCGUGGUGAACAUUAGACACUGAACAUUUCACCACAUUGAGUGUAUUUGUUCAGUCUCAUUGGUAGAAUAUACCCACAUAAAAAAGUUUAAAUUUUCUGAAAAAAUUUCAAGAUUAGGCCAGUUUUUGGAAAGAAAAGUGUUUUUUGCUACACAAGUGGUACAUUAAUAAGCAAGAAAACUUUACUUUGCAUGCUCCAGUCCACAUGCUCUUUGAAGCUCCCCCUUAGGUUCCUUUGUCCUGUUUUCUUGUGACUUCCAACUCUGGUUCUCAUUUUGACCAGUUCUUGUAAAUAUGUUUAUCAACGAAGGUAGAUUUUAGAGUAUCAUAAUUAUAUCACAUUGUGAAAAAAUAUUUGAAAUCUACAGUUGCCUCAGUUAAAGGGCUCAGUUAUGGCAUUGCCUACAUCUGGUAUAAAUUUCAAAUGAAACAGAAUUAUAUAUAUAUAUA
Homarus americanus (American lobster) is the source of this 4171-nucleotide messenger RNA. RefSeq names its product band 7 protein AGAP004871-like. Gene Ontology annotation, cellular component: plasma membrane. The transcript is spliced from 10 exons. The coding region runs from base 136 to 1068 and encodes 310 amino acids. NCBI's taxonomy places the organism in Eukaryota, Metazoa, Arthropoda, Malacostraca, Decapoda, Nephropidae. The record is from RefSeq and is a predicted model, not a curated record.